AUGGCGAUGUCAGUGAGCAACAGUGCAAGGUUGGCACGGCAUCUUUUAAACUAUCGAGUCGUUGAGAUGAUUUGGAUGGCUGGAUUUGUCGGUGAUGGUGAUGGCGAUGGAUGA
Sclerotinia sclerotiorum 1980 UF-70 is the source of this 114-nucleotide messenger RNA. RefSeq lists its product with no specific name. Lineage: Eukaryota; Fungi; Ascomycota; Leotiomycetes; Helotiales; Sclerotiniaceae. Bases 1 to 114 code for a protein of 37 amino acids. The record is from RefSeq and is a predicted model, not a curated record. The transcript has a single exon.